Molecule: messenger RNA, 1511 nt
Organism: Prinia subflava (tawny-flanked prinia)
Lineage: Eukaryota; Metazoa; Chordata; Aves; Passeriformes; Cisticolidae
Gene: CHPT1
Product: choline phosphotransferase 1
Exons: 9
Coding region: 174-1364 (396 amino acids)
Biological process (GO): phospholipid biosynthetic process
Cellular component (GO): Golgi apparatus; endoplasmic reticulum membrane
Molecular function (GO): diacylglycerol cholinephosphotransferase activity
Source: RefSeq, a predicted model, not a curated record
AGGGCGUUCGCCGCGCGUUGUCCGAGGAGGGGGCGGCCGUUCCCCUCCGGCCAAGCCGCUGUUGGGCGUCGGCCUCUUCCGCCGCUGCCCCCGGCUCGGCUCGGCCCCGCCCCGAGCGGCGGCGGCGGCGGCGGCUCCUUGACCCCGGUGCCGUCCGUGCCGGCGGUGCGGGCAUGGCCGUGUUCUGGGCGCUGCCCGCGCCCCUCAGCCCGGCGCAGCUGAAGCGCCUGGAGCAGCACCGCUACAGCGCGGCCGGGCGCUCGCUGCUGGAGCCGUGGCUGCAGCCCUACUGGGGCUGGCUGGUGGAGCAGGUCCCGCGGGGGCUGGCGCCCAACGCCAUCACCAUGGGCGGCCUCCUGCUGAACUGCCUGACGGCGCUGCCGCUGAUCGCCUGCUGCCCCAGCGCCACCGAGCAGGCACCUUUUUGGGCAUACAUCCUGGGUGCACUAGGACUUUUUAUCUACCAGUCUCUGGAUGCCAUUGAUGGGAAGCAAGCCAGAAGAACAAACAGUAGUUCUCCCCUUGGAGAACUCUUUGAUCAUGGUUGCGACUCUAUUUCCACAGUAUUUGUUGUCCUUGGAUCCUGCAUAGCAAUCCGACUAGGAACAAAUCCUGACUGGUUAUUUUUCUGUUGUUUUGUGGGACUGUUCAUGUUCUAUUCUGCUCACUGGCAGACAUACGUAUCAGGCAUACUAAGGUUUGGAAAAAUUGAUGUAACUGAAGUUCAGAUCGCCAUAACAAUGCUGCUCUUGAUAUCUGCCUAUGGAGGAGCAGCAAUAUGGGACCACAAGGUCCCUUUGCUGGGCUUAGAACUGAAGUUCUUUGCAGUUAUUGGCAUCCUGUGUGGAACAGCACUUUCUUUUUUCAAUUACUUCCGUGUCAUCUUUGGUGGAGGGGUUGGAAAGAAUGGAUCUACAAUAGCAGGAACAAGUGUUCUUUCACCAGGCCUGCAUAUUGGACUGCUUAUCACACUGGCCAUUACAAUUUAUAAAAAGUCUACAACUCGGCUGUUCGAAAAACACUCUUGCCUGUAUGUCCUGACGUUUGGGCUUGUGAAUGCCAAAAUCUCACAGAAGUUGGUGGUGGCUCACAUGACAAAAAGUGAAAUUUGUCUUCAGGACUCUGCAUUUAUUGGGCCAGGACUUCUGUUUUUGGACCAGUACUUCAACAGUUUCAUUGAUGAAUAUAUUGUUCUGUGGAUAGCAUUGUUUAUAUCCUUGUUUGAUAUGCUGAGAUAUGCCAGUGGUGUGUGCCUACAGAUUGCCACUCAUCUUCAUAUACAUGUCUUCAGAAUUUCAUCUCAUCAAGCUCCUGAGCAGGUACAAGCUGCUCCUCCACUGAGCCAUCAGAAUAACAUGGACUGAAGAGACUUGCGCACAGUUGCCAUCUCCUGCUGUUGCUGUCACAAGAAAAGGAGAUAACACUGAACAAAUGCUGUAUCAAUGUGGUUCCUCUGAAUUAAAUGUAUGUCAAACGACUUUUAAUCAGAUGUUGUAUUUUUGCAUUUAACU